This is a messenger RNA of Punica granatum (pomegranate), 939 nucleotides long. The record is from RefSeq and is a predicted model, not a curated record. NCBI's taxonomy places the organism in Eukaryota, Viridiplantae, Streptophyta, Magnoliopsida, Myrtales, Lythraceae.
UCGGGCUUCCUUCGAAUGGGCCACCGUUUAUUCGAUCCGACCCGAUCACUGGCCCCCGUUUUAUUCCCCGCUCUGCACUUCGAAGGUUCUCCGACAACUGGUGACAGGAAGUCAAAGAGCUGCCGGAGUUUCUCAAUGGCAAGUCAAACCAUGCAGGACCCACGAUCGAUUUACGACUUCACGGUGAAGGAUGCUGAUGGGAAAGAUGUGAGUCUCGAUAUGUACAAGGGAAAGGUCAUGCUCAUUGUUAAUGUUGCCUCUAAAUGUGGAAUGACCAAUUCAAAUUACACUGAGCUCAACCAUUUGUACAACAAGUACAAAGGUCAAGGCUUAGAGAUAAUGGCAUUUCCAUGCAAUCAAUUCGGUGAUGAGGAACCAGGAACUAAUGCACAAAUCACGGAAUUCGUCUGCACUCGCUUCAAAUCAGAAUUUCCCAUCUUUGGCAAGAUUGAAGUGAACGGGCCAAAUGCAGCUCCACUAUAUACAUUCUUGAAGUCAGGCAAAUGGGGAAUCUUCGGAGAUGAUAUUCAGUGGAACUUUGUCAAGUUCCUGGUCGAUAAGAAUGGGACAAUUGCACAUCGUUACUACCCCACAACUUCUCCUCUUACAGCUGAGCAGGAUAUUAAGGAGCUGUUGGAAACAACAUCAUGAAGAAAAUCAUUCGAGGCCUGGAGGAGUCGUGUGCAAUCCAGACUUGUUUGUGGUGUAUUGCCAAUGCAUUGUUAAUGUAAUUUUCGGUCUUGAGACGCUGUAUGUGGUUUGUUCCCUCGCUUCUGUGUAGUGAAAGAAACCGUGAUCCUUUUGUACAAGUCUGCAAAUGUGCUUUUCUCAGCCUUUUGGCUAGAGUGCUGUAGUGCUGUAUUAACCUUGAGACAAAGCAUUGAUGGCUGAAUUGAAAAUGAUAAUAAUGAUAGAGAGGCUGUCCAAAGUUAUAUCAAA